Messenger RNA from Ostrinia furnacalis (Asian corn borer), 1775 nucleotides. RefSeq names its product Programmed cell death 4. NCBI's taxonomy places the organism in Eukaryota, Metazoa, Arthropoda, Insecta, Lepidoptera, Crambidae. Gene Ontology annotation, cellular component: cytosol; nucleus. The record is from RefSeq and is a predicted model, not a curated record. Gene Ontology annotation, biological process: negative regulation of DNA-templated transcription. The transcript has 11 exons. Bases 203 to 1540 code for a protein of 445 amino acids.
UUAUUUUGCUAACUUCACACUGGUGCGCUCUCAAAACAAAUACGUGCGUCGUGGUGCGGUCCAUUGUUUAUAGGCCCAAUCUUAUUCUUGGGAUCUAAUUCUUGUGAGAAUCCAAGUCGAUUCGCUCCCUUGCGCUGUAAAUCAUUCAUAAAAAACUCUUUUUCCACUCCCGCUGAGCGUUCAAUUGAAUCCUCUCGCCACGAUGGAGGUCGACCGUGCCGACGAAAACGUGGCGGUGGAUGAGAACGCGAAGCCGGUGGCCGCCGACGAGGGCGCAGCGGGAGACGCUACGACUUCUAAUAGCGAGCGCUUGAAACGCAAAGGCAAGAAAUACGCCCGCUCGAACAGCAAAGAUGGUGGAGUUGCUAGUACGACUCCUUUACCCAAGUACCGUAGCUGGAAGAAUAGCCGCCGACCACGCAAUGGACACGGCCGGGGCUUGCCGAAAAAAGGUGGCGCCGGAGGCAAGGGUGUCUGGGGCGCUCCAGGUUCAGAGAUGCUGGAGGAGCUGGUGGAAGACGCCAACGACCCCAACUACGACUCCGAGGCCAUCUCCAACGGGGACGUCGAGUUCAAGCAGGUCAUCGUUGAGGCUGACCCUGAAGAAGUCAUGCACAAAUCGGAGCCGGUUAUCCUGGAGUACUUCGAGCAUGGCGACACCAACGCCGCCUGUGAAGACUUCCUGGAGUUUGUCACCGCGAAACGGAGUCACUUGGUGUGCGAGAUGAUAGUUGAGAUCGCGUUGGACCACAAGCCGUCGCAUUGUGAGAUGGCGUCUGUCCUCAUCUCAGAUCUGUACGGGAGGGUGUUUUCAGCGAAAGACAUUGGUUAUGCGUUCGAAAGGCUACUGGACAAGCUUCCGGACUUGGUGCUGGAUACGCCGGACGCCGCUGUCUUGCUGUCAAACUUCAUAGCGCGCUGCGUGGCCGACGACUGCCUACCGCCGCGGUUUGUGCAGUCGCUGGCAGCGGCUGAGCUGAACACGCACGCCAGGCAAGCGAUCCAUAGAGCCGAGACACUGUUAUCCAUGAACCAAGGGCUGGUGCGGUUGGAUAACAUCUGGGGGGUCGGUGGUGGAAUCAGGCCAGUCAAGUCUCUGAUCCGUCAAAUCCAGCUGCUUCUCAAAGAGUACCUGACUUCCGGCGAGCUGGCCGAAGCCGUGCGAUGCGUGAGGGAGCUGGAAGUGCCACACUUCCAUCACGAGCUAGUCUACGAGACCGUCCUACUGGCUGUGGAGUCCAUAAACUCCAGUGUCGAAGAGCAGUUAUGCACGUUCCUUGCUGAGUUGAGGCGCUGCGUCAUAGUCAGUCCCGACCAGAUGGAUCGGGGCUUUCUCCGGGUUCUGGAGGAUAUGUCGGACAUAGUGCUGGACGUGCCGCUGGCGUACAUAAUGCUGGACCGCUUCAUGGAGCGCUGCCAGCGCAAGUUCCGGCUCGGCGACCACGUGCUCAAGCGCGCGCCCACAAGGGGCCGCAAACGCUUCGUGUCCGAAGGCGACGGUGGCGCCAUCAAGGAUCACGCGCUCAAACUGCGCGAGUAAAUUGCGAUGCGAUGCGACGCGACGCACCCACUAGGUAUCUACGUUGACGACAUAACCAGACAGGCCAGACAUAGUUGAACGAUUUUGAAACGUCAAAUGGCAAAGAAAGGUAAUAACCAGCGCCCUUCUGCAAAUAAUGUGUUUCCCAACGAGGCAAAAAUCGGAACCAGCCAUCCGGUAUUGACGGUGGCGCCCCCUGUCAAUGUCACAGAUAGGACAGUUCAGUAUUUUGGAU